AUGGAACAUCACGAUGCGGACCAGCCGCUUUUGGCGAACGAUAGCAACAACCGCGAAGAUGUGGUGUAUGAGUCUUCGGAUGAAUCUGCCAGUGGGCUAGGUGGAUUAUUCAUAUGGGCUCUUACAUUUGCUGCAGGGAUAAGUGGCCUGCUUUUCGGUUACGACACUGGUGUCAUUUCCGCGACUCUUGUUUCCAUCAAGACAGAUCUCUCGGGAAAGCUUCUGACAACUAUGGACAAAAGUAUCAUUACUUCCAGUACCAGUCUGCUUGCCCUAAUUGCUAGUCCCUUGGCUGGCGUUUAUGCUGACAGCAUUGGCCGGAGGAAGGUGAUGUUGGUGGCAGAUGCUCUUUUCACUUUAGGUGCAUUGUGUCAGGCACUUACGUCUACUGUUUUUGGCAUGGUCAUUGGGCGUAGUCUCGUUGGAUUGGCUGUGGGGGCUGCUAGCAUGGUAUCAUCGUUAUAUAUAUCUGAACUAGCACCUUCACACUUGCGAGGAAGACUGGUCACUAUUCUCGCUCUCUUUAUCACUGGCGGCCAGGUUGUUGCAUACAUCACUGGCUGGCUAUUCUCAUCAACACCGGGAGGCUGGCGCUGGAUCGUCGGAUUAGGCGCAGUGCCAGCGAUGAUGCAAUUCGUAAUUCUCAUUUUUCUGCCUGAGUCACCUCGAUGGCUUGUAAAAGCUGGCUACUUUGUGGAAGCGAGGCAAGUCUUGACCAAGGUAUUUGGUUCAGACUCGCAGGCCGCAUACAAAACCCGCACCGUGCUGCGAGACAUCGAACAAGAGGUUGCCGAUGAAGCGGCACAGCUCUACAAUAAAGCAGACAAUAGCUUUCGUCGAGCUCUGCAAACUAUGGCUGAACUAUACAGCGUUGACUGCAACAGGCGAGCCCUAAUCAUUGCGAUGAUGCUGCAGGGUUUUCAGCAACUGUGCGGCUUCAAUAGCUUGAUGUAUUUUUCAGCGACGAUCUUCGAGUCCCUCUCAUUCUCUUCUCCGACUCUCACGUCCUUGGCAGUUGCUGGAACCAACUUUUUGUUUACACUGCUGGCCUUCUCGGUGAUUGAUUAUAUAGGUCGCCGUCGUAUCCUUUUGUACUCGAUCCCGUUUAUGAUUGCUGCGCUGCUUGGAUGUGCUUUGGCAUUUUCACAUUUAAGAUGGGAACCCUCACUCUUGUCAUUUGAGAAUGACCAGAGACAACCAUUAUCGAGUACAUCUUCUAUGCCUGUGGUCAUCCUGAUCUGUCUUACUGUGUACACGGCUGCAUAUGCAUCAGGUCUUGGAAACGUCCCUUGGCAGCAGUCAGAACUGUUUCCCCUUUCUGUUCGUUCUCUUGGAUCAGCUUUUGCUACAGCUACGAAUUGGGGCUCCAACUUCAUCGUUGGUCUGACUUUUUUGCCUAUGAUGGAGGUAUUGACUCCAAGAUGGACAUUUGUCAUUUAUGCGUUGGUGUGUGUCCUUGGAUGGAUCGGUGUAUGGUUCGUAUAUCCAGAAAUGAGUGGCAUGAGUCUUGAGGAAGUCAAAGAUCUUUUGAGUGAUGGCUGGGGCGUGAAAGAUAGUCUCAUUGAACGCAUCGCUAUUCACAUUGAGUCUGACGAUGACAUGCUCUCGUUUGCACUCACAUGUCGUGGGGUAGCAAAUUGCAUUCUUUCAUCUACUUCAGGGGUCUGGCGAGCAAGGUUCAACGACAAAUACGACGCAGGAUGGAAAUACACCUCCGAUACACUGCAUGUCGAAUAUCAAAUGCGUGCCAUGGUUCUUGGUCAGCCAGUCUACAUUCAACCCAAUGAAACAAUACGCGAGCAAGUUUGGCUGGAGGUCAUUUCAACCUUGUUGACAGAAACAUACGUGACCAAACGUGGCGAGCCGCGCAGCCCACGAUCAAAGAAUCUUCUGAGGAUUGCUGAAGCAUGCCUUAGUCAUCUGUGUUUCGACCCAAAUGGUCCAGGACCAUGCCUAAGAAGCAACUACGAUAUCACGGAGGUCUACUCCUGGGGUCAAGAGGCCCAUGAAUCGCUUGUGGAGGAUGGUCAAAUUAGAUUGGACACUUUGCUGCACAUACGCAACUUCUGGCAGAGACAUCUUCUUAGCACUCGAGAGCAAUCAUUCGCCACCUCAUACGAAGAGAACGUUCAACGAAAGCCGAGGGAAUGGCUUCGUCCUUUAGAAGACCCGAUCCCUGUGAUGGGUUAUUGGCACGGCUAUUAUUCUUGCAUUCAUCCUUACCCAACAGAUGUUGAUACGUUGAUGGAAUGGCAGACAUGUGCCAGUCACUCUUUGAUUCUCAUCGAUGCCAAUCGUACGAUCUGGCCAAAAAGAUUCGAUGAUCAAUUCCCCGAACAUGAUCUGCUAUGUCCCAGAAAGUAUUUCAUUGGCAGUGAAGGAUUCGAGGGUGAUGACUCCCUCCACUAUCACAUUCGAGGCUUCUACCAGGAUAUCCCCGAGACCCAGGGCGGUAUCUAUGGUUGGAUGCGCGUCUGCUUCGUUAGUUAUCUCCUCUCGGAAGAGCGUGACGGCCAGGAUGAGCCCGAUACCACAAGCUGGGAGACCUAUGACAUCUACAACGACUUCGAUCGGAUCUACGGCUUUGAGGGGAUUCUAUUGCCGGGAGGGAAAAUCUUGUUGGGAAAGUACUUUGAUUUGCAGUUUGAGGGUGAGGAAGACUGCGAGCGCGGACCGUGCAUCUAUUGGGAACAUACUUCGAUGGGGAAUAUUUUGGAUAUCUUGACUAUUUCUCAGAGCAUCAAGGACCCUUUCCUUACCUGUUUUUCACCCCCAAGAGAGGAGCAAGCUUGA
Messenger RNA from Talaromyces amestolkiae, 2793 nucleotides. RefSeq lists its product as uncharacterized. Gene Ontology annotation, molecular function: myo-inositol:proton symporter activity. The transcript has 7 exons. Bases 1 to 2793 code for a protein of 930 amino acids. NCBI's taxonomy places the organism in Eukaryota, Fungi, Ascomycota, Eurotiomycetes, Eurotiales, Trichocomaceae. Gene Ontology annotation, biological process: transmembrane transport. The record is from RefSeq and is a predicted model, not a curated record. Gene Ontology annotation, cellular component: membrane.